AUCAGUUUUGUCUGCAAGCACUAUAUUAUUUUUAUAUCUAUAUAGCAGUCUAUCGUAGAUUUAAGCUGAAAGAAGGAAAAGAAAAACCUUAAGCAAGUUCCAUCAAUGGCGACUUCUCAAGAUCAGUUGUCAUCAGUUAUAGUGUUAAUGGUACCAUUCCCAGCUCAAAGCCACCUCAACCAACUGCUUCAGCUCUCCCAUGUCGUCUCCUCAUACAACAUCCCAGUCCACUACGUUAGCUCAGCUCUUCACAACUCCCAGAUCAAGUCUCGAGCUCCAAACCCUCUUCACCACUUAGCCAAAAUCCAUUUUCAUGACUUCCCAACUCCACACUUUGUCUCUCCUCAGCCCACCAAGACUGCUGACAACUUCCCUAUACAUCUCGUACCCGCAUUUGAAGCCUCUGUCCACCUUCGCCAACCCUUCUCAGAUCUCCUCACAAGGCUCUCAACGACAGCCGAAAGAGUUGUUAUUAUCCAUGAUUUUUUGAUGAGCUAUGUUGUUCAAGACUCUGAUUCUCUAGCGCCCAACUCGGAAACUUAUGUUUUCCACUGCGUCUCCGCUAUUUCUAGAGUUUCCUUCAUCCGAGACGCCGCGGGAGGAGGCUUGGGAACUGAUCAUGAGAGUCAGCUCAAGAUUCCUUCUUGGACAAGGAGUUUUGAUCCAAGGUUUGAUGCCUUACUAGCUAAACAAAUUCCGUUCAUGAGAGCCAACAAAUCUGCCCAUCUUUACAACGCUUGUAGGCUUAUUGAAAGCGAGUUUCUCGAUUUCAUUUACGAGAAAGAGCUAGAAAGUGAUGACAAUAUGAAGCUUUGGGCAGUUGGGCCUUUAGACACUGUAACAAUCUGCAAGAAGAGCCCACUCAAUAACUCCAUCAAUGGCGAUUCAGAACAAGUUUAUUACUUAGAGUGGCUGGAAAGACAGAAACCCAACUCCGUUUUGUACAUCUCUUUUGGAACCACGACUUUCUUAGAAGACAGACAGAUUGAAGAAAUAGCAAUUGGGUUGGAGAAAAGUGAAGUGAACUUUUUCUGGGUUUUGAGAGAUGCAGACAGAGGAGACAUUUUUGGUGAUGAACAGAAAGUUGGAGGACCUCAGCUUCCAAAAGGGUUCGAAGAAAGAGUGGAAGGAAAGGGAAUGGUGGUGAGGGAAUGGGUGCCCCAGUUGGAGAUUUUGGGGCACCCAUCAACAGGUGGGUUCAUGAGUCAUUGUGGGUGGAACUCAUGCAUGGAGAGUAUGAGCCUGGGAGUGCCCUUGAUAGCUUGGCCGAUGCACUCAGAUCAGCCCAUGAAUGCUGCUUUUGUCACUGAGUUUGUUAAAGUUGGUUUGGCUGUUGGGGAAUUGGGAAACAGAGAUGAGUUAGUGAAUUCAUCUACGAUUGAGAAAGUUGUGAAGAAAUUAAUGAGUUUUGAUGAAGGAAAUGAGAUUAGGAAAAGAGCUAAGGAAUUGGGUGAUGAGUUGAGAAAGGCUACUGCUGAAGGAGGAGUUUCUCGGAUGGAAAUGGAUUCACUCAUUUCUCACAUCACUAGAUAGUUUUGGCUUAAUAAUUAAUACUAUUUCGCUGGUUCUAUGCCUCGGGUGCGUUGAAAUAUUUGUAUUAUGAUAUUGAUCCCAUUUCCAUGGAAGCUUUCAACUUGUCUUAGCUAAAAUAGUAAGAAGCAAGUUUUUGGGUGUUUUAUCUAACAAUGGUCACUUCAGCAUCUUCGCGAAAAUAUAUCACUAUAUCAGUAUGAUUUAUAUGCCAAAGUUUAUGAGACCAUAGCACAUCAUUUCUCACUCUCCAAAUGUGAUAUACCAAGGUGGCAACAAUAGCUAUAAGUAUGCUCUUUCUGACUUUGCUUAGAUGCUUGGCUUUGAUAAUCCACUGGAGCAAUCUACCAUGUUCCUCUGUUUGAGCUCUCCAACCUAGCUAAUUCCUCACUUGCAACAAACAAGUCUUGCUAUAUGACACUGAAAAAAUAAGUGUUGAAUAUCUUCAUUGUACUCACCACACAAUAAACAUGAUUGAUCCAUGUGUGGAUUGUAGUUGCGGAUAUAUACUCGGAUAUAUACAUGAAACAAACAGAAUGAUUCUCCUUUAGUGAUGGUGAGCAUUUGGUGUGCAAGCUUAAGAAGUCCAUCUAUGGUUCAAAACAAGCGUCCCGCCAAUGGUAUUUAAAAUUCCAUGAUGUCAUAUCUUCAUUUGGAUUUGAAGAGAAUGUCAUGGAUCAAUGUAUAUACCAGAAGGUCAGUGGGAGUAAGAUUUGUUUUCUUGUUUUAUAUGUGGACGAUAUUCUCCCCAAUGAUAAAGGGCAUACUAAAUGUAAUGCCCCAAAAUCACUAAUGAGGAUUAAUGGUUAGAUUAGUAGGCCGAGAGGGCCAUAAUUGAUUUAUUAUGCCAUUAAAUGAUUAUAUGCAUGUUUAUGUGAAUUAUAUUAUUAUAUGAUGAUAAAUACAUGCAUGUGAGUCCACAUUUCAUUAUAAGAGUAUUUUGGUAAUUAGGCCUGUUGAUGGCAUAUUUGUAUAUUUUCGUGCAUGUCGUUGAAUUAUUGAUGAGGCCACAUUAUAAUGUGGAUUUGUUCGAGCUAUUUGGCAUGAGACGAUCUUUGAAUACUAGUUAGCGGUUUGGUCAUAACGGGGUUAAUUUCGAGGCUCGGAGUGAGUCUCGGGAUAUUUUGAUGAUUAGUGCAUUACCGGGAAUUAAAGGGUAAUGGGAUAUGACUUAUUAGCAUUUGAGAAUAUUGGAAAUAACAGGAAUUGGAGGACGUUAAUUAUAAUUAACGAGAUAGGCGAGAAAAAAUGGUUUUACCCUUGGUAGCCUUAAGAGGGAAUUUAAUGACCUAGGGGUAUUUUGGUCUUUUGACCAAGGAUAUAUGUGAAUUAAGAAAGCUACAGAAAGCUUAAGAAAAACAGAGCACGUUACUUCUUCUUCUCCCAAUCAUCAUUUCUCCUUCUUCUUCCUUUGGAUUUUUGAAGCUCCAAUU
Humulus lupulus (European hop) is the source of this 2963-nucleotide messenger RNA. RefSeq names its product zeatin O-xylosyltransferase-like. Bases 106 to 1533 code for a protein of 475 amino acids. NCBI's taxonomy places the organism in Eukaryota, Viridiplantae, Streptophyta, Magnoliopsida, Rosales, Cannabaceae. The transcript is spliced from 2 exons. Gene Ontology annotation, molecular function: UDP-glycosyltransferase activity. The record is from RefSeq and is a predicted model, not a curated record.